Molecule: messenger RNA, 696 nt
Organism: Drosophila subpulchrella
Lineage: Eukaryota; Metazoa; Arthropoda; Insecta; Diptera; Drosophilidae
Product: LHFPL tetraspan subfamily member 2 protein
Exons: 3
Coding region: 1-660 (219 amino acids)
Cellular component (GO): membrane
Source: RefSeq, a predicted model, not a curated record
AUGUGCUACGUUAUCAUCACCAGCGCCAGUCUGGCAUGGUUCCUUUGCUCCUUGGUGGCGAACAUGCUUUUUGCCGUGGCCCUGGUCACGCCCAAGUGGCUGGUGGGCCCCACCCAAAACCUCCAUUCCAGCUCCAGCCCGCAUCGCCAAUCCUCGGUGGGCAUAUACACGCGCUGCAAGGUGAUGCAAGACGGGGGGUUCCACUGCGGCCGCUUCGACCUGGACGGACUGGCCACGGAUAGCAGCGUUUAUCCCCCCGAAUGGAAGGCGGCCAUGUUCUUCGUCUCGCUGGGAUUCAGCCUGAUGUCGCUUACUGUGCUGCUAACCCUGCUCACCUGCUGCCGCCAAUCGGCCUUCGGCAAGAGUAUCCACAACAUGACGGCCUGCGCCCAGGUGGUGGCAGGAAUAAGUGUGAUGUUAGCUUUGUUCCUGCAUCCGAUGGGCUGGGGUGCUGGCCGAGUUCAACGUCUGUGCGGUCUGGAUGCGGAACCCUUUUACCCCGCCGACUGCAGCAUAGGAAUCUCGUUUUACUGCGGAGGCAUCGGGGUAGUCCUUACAUUCGCCGCCGCAGGCAUUAGCCUCAAGGCCGAGACCUCCAAUAUGCGCUCCCACGUCCGUCGACGCGUGGAAACGGGCAGCAAACUGGUCUGCAUUCCGUAGCUGCCUCCGGACACAAUAAGCACAAUCUCCGACUUA